ACCGGAAACAACGUUCGUUGACUUGUUCACUUUCCAGUCUUGUUUUGGCAGUUUGUCAAAGAUCUUGACGUGUCGCGCGCAAUUGAAUUUGUUGACAUUAUCAUCAGCUCUACUAUCUUUAAUUCAUUCGCUCCGCAGCAAAUUCAAACCACUUUUUUUUUUUUUUUUCGUCCCACCGAUCUGUUUACGCUUCAUCUGAUGCAGCAGUAGACUAAUCUCUCGGUGUUACACUUCCAUCCAUCCAUCUAUCUACCUGCAAGCCACCCACCAUGCCGCCGCUGUCUUGUUCCGUUUCGUCGGAGGCUUCAUCAUCAUCAAGUCACCACGUAGUUCUUCGCCGCCGCCGCCGCCGCACCACCACUUGUGUCAUCAUUAACAAUAUUAACUUGUUCAUCUCUCCCGUCGUAUUUCUCCUCCUCCUCCUUUUCGCAACGGUCAACUCAGCUGCAGCAGGGGAAACAAGUUCAACUUUGAGCUCACCCACUACAGCAACGAUAGCAGCCGGAACGGACGGAUACAAAUACAUUGGUUGUUACAACGAGACCACGGCCGGCCUCUCGGGAACAGGUGGUAGUGGAACUAGGGCGCUAUAUGGCGGGAUCAAUGAGGUGUUGCCGGGGGUGAUGACGGUGGAGAAGUGUUUGGGGUUUUGUAAGGGUGGGUUGGAGAAAAAGGGGUAUCGGUUUGCUGGGUUGGAGUAUUCGAGAGAAUGCUGGUGCGCCUCUCAGCUGUUCUCUCUCUCCUCCAAAGUCGCCGAUGCCGAGUGCAACUUGUCCUGUGACGGGGACGCGAGCCAAGUCUGUGGAGGAAGUUUGAGGAUCAGUGUUUACGAUCUGGAAGGUGAUGUUGAUUCCGUUGCUGCUGGUGGACAGUCAAAGUCAUCUAGACUUGUCAGAGAGCUGGUGUUAGUGGUCGGGGGAGCGGUGUUGGCGCGGCUGUUAUGGUGAAGUGGUUUUUGUGAAUUGUUGGAUGGUGGAAAGUAAUAGAUUGAUGUUGAUGCACUCGCCAGGAAAGGAACAUGGGAAUCCAGGAUGGCUUCCCGUCAUCCUCAAAGUCCCACGAAGAAUAUACAGAGAUGAGCAUAUAUACAUCCAUGAUGGAUGAACAAGAAUUCAACAAGUUCAAGGGGC
Molecule: messenger RNA, 1130 nt
Organism: Neurospora crassa OR74A
Lineage: Eukaryota; Fungi; Ascomycota; Sordariomycetes; Sordariales; Sordariaceae
Exons: 3
Coding region: 270-947 (225 amino acids)
Cellular component (GO): plasma membrane
Source: RefSeq, a predicted model, not a curated record